Messenger RNA from Cornus florida, 2681 nucleotides. RefSeq names its product protein PSK SIMULATOR 1. The transcript has a single exon. The record is from RefSeq and is a predicted model, not a curated record. Lineage: Eukaryota; Viridiplantae; Streptophyta; Magnoliopsida; Cornales; Cornaceae. Gene Ontology annotation, biological process: positive regulation of growth. Bases 534 to 2339 code for a protein of 601 amino acids.
UAUGUGUGCGUGAGCUAGAGAGAGAGUGUCCGUCCCAUAGAUGUCCUCUGGCAUCUCUCUCUCUUACCUAUCAAUCAAUUCCCCCUUUUCCCUCCAUUCUCUCUCUCUUCUUCUUCUCUCUACACGCAUUCAAGUUUCAACCCUCUCUGUUGCGCUGUUCCAACUUUCUUCAACACAGAAUCCAUGACCACUCCACAUCCUUUCACACCUUGCACAAUUCAUUCUUUCCAUUCAUACUCCAAUCCACCCUAAACACACACACACACUCUCUCUUCUUCUUCUUCUUCUUCAUUACCAAAUCCUUUCGCGGUCCUUCAACACUUCGCACUCAAUUCAAGAUCUACAAAUAUUCCUUGCAAUGAAUCGAAUCAACGGGUUUUGUACACAUUGAAGAUUCAAAAGGCUUCAUUUGCUUCUUAGUCGAUGCAACAAUGUGCAAAAUAUAUAGUACUCUCGAAUGAGAAAAUUUGAAGCUUUUGGAGAAAUUUGAGCUUCAGAUCUCAGAAAAUCUUUCGCUGCAAACUGAAGUAGCAAUGGUGGUUGAACCUUGGAUACUGAAGAUGGGGAACCAGGUAAGCUCUAAUCUCAAGCAUGCUUUACUUCUCGAAACUUCGAAGAAAACAACAAAAUUGCAAGAACACAAAGAAAUUAUUGGAAUUCUCUCUUUCGAAGUCGCUAAUGUGAUGUCUAAAACUGUGUAUCUCUACAAAUCUUUGAAUAAUCAAGAGAUCUCUAAGCUCAAGAGCGAGAUCUUGAAAUCUGAGGGUGUGAAAAACCUAGUUUCCUCCGACGAGUCCUACCUCCUCGAGCUCGCGCUCGCGGAGAAGCUCGACGACUUGAACAGGGUCGCCGGUGUGGUAUCGAGGUUGGGGAGGAAGUGUACGGUGCCGGCGUUGCUAGGGUUUGAGCAUGUGUAUGGGGAUAUAGUGAGUGGAGCGAUUGAUGUGAAGGAAUUAGGGUUUUUGGUGAAGGACAUGGAAGGGAUGGUGAGGAAGAUGGAGAGGUACGUGAAUUCGACGGCGAAGCUUUACUCCGAAAUGGAGGUGUUGAAUGAGUUGGAACAAGCCACCAAGAAGUUCCAGCGGAACCAGCACGAGGAGAGUUGGAGGGCGUUCGAGCAGAAAUUGAUUUGGCAGAAGCAGGAUGUGAGGCAUCUCAAGGAUGUUUCGCUGUGGAACCAGUCAUUUGAUAAGGUUGUGGAGUUGUUGGCGAGGACGGUGUGUACAAUUUAUGCAAGGAUUUGUAUGGCGUUUGGUGAUGCCUCUUUGAGGGGAGAAUUUAUGGGUUGUUCUGUUUCAGGGGCACAAUUGGGUUGUGGAGCUAGUUCACCUUCUUUGAAGGAGGAAUGUGGGCAGAAAUCUGGUCAAAUUGGUAUAAAACGCACCGUUUCCAAUUCUCUAAGACCAGUUUUGAGCAGGAAUAAUGCUUUUCAUUCAGGACUGAUUGGUAGAAAUGUGGUGGAGAAAAGGGGGGCAAAUUUGAGGUCCCAUAUUGCAUCACAUAGAGGUGAAGCACCACCAUUGUUUCGUCCUGAUGAUUUUAAUUUUGCAUGUGGAACAAGUCCUGGGAGGCUUUUCUUGGAAUGCCUUAGUUUGAGCAGCUCAGCUUCUAAAAUGGAUGAUGAAGAUGAUCACAUUGGUUAUGAUGAUCGAAGUAGUCAAACUUCAGGGGUUUGUAGUGUUGCAAAUAGUGUGAAGAGAGAUCACCCAAAUCAUUCAAGUUGCUUAAAUCGGGCCUUUAGUGUUCCUUUCAGUGAAGAUCAAAGACAAGCCAAGUGUAGUGUGACAAGCAGUUCGCGCUUCGGCCCCAAAAGCAGCUUAAUAGUACAUGCUCCUCCUAGCACUGUUGGGGGCUCUGCAUUAGCCUUGCAUUACGCAAAUGUCAUAAUUGUCAUAGAGAAGCUACUUCGCUAUGCACAUUUAGUCGGUGAUGAAGCCAGGGAUGAUCUGUAUCAGAUGUUACCUACAAGUUUAAGAAUGUCUUUGAAGACUAAUCUGAAGUCUUAUCUCAAAGAUUUGGCAAUAUAUGAUGCUUCUCUUGCCCAUGAUUGGAAAGACAGGCUCGAUGGGAUACUUAGGUGGCUUGCACCCAUGGCACAUAGCAUGAUCAGGUGGCAAAGUGAGCGGAAUUUUGAACAACAGCAAAUUGUCACCCGAACAAAUGUACUUUUGCUUCAGACGCUGUAUUUCGCUGAUAGGACCAAGACAGAGGCUGCUAUCUGUGAGCUUCUUGUUGGGUUGAACUAUAUAUGCCGUUAUGAGCAUCAGCAGAAUGCAUUAUUGGACUGUGCAAGCAGUUUCGACUUCGAUGACUGUGUGGAUUGGCAACUGCACUAUUGAGCUCUUAUCUUCAUUGGUUACCUUCUUGGAGUUCAGUAUCUGAUGAUGGUGGUAGUUCUCUUUAGCUUCUAUACUUUUGUACGAAGACAAAUAGAAGUAGUUCGACAUGCUGUGAAUAUCAGAACUUUGCACAUUGGAGAAUUCUAUUCUUAGAAAAAGGUGUUGAUUUUUGUAUUUUCUUGCAAGGUAUGGGAAGUUUGGACUUCUGAAGUACACAACUACACUACUUUAUGAACAUCAAGCUGUGUUUCUGUUAUGUAGAAUGCACAUAUAUUGUUUGUGUACUCCUGAAGUACAUUAUUCCACUUAUUUAUGAAAAUGAAGUAUCUUCAGUUUCUAUUA